Aspergillus luchuensis is the source of this 711-nucleotide messenger RNA. RefSeq names its product Mth938-like domain-containing protein. Gene Ontology annotation, biological process: mitochondrial respiratory chain complex I assembly. The transcript is spliced from 2 exons. Lineage: Eukaryota; Fungi; Ascomycota; Eurotiomycetes; Eurotiales; Aspergillaceae. Bases 1 to 711 code for a protein of 236 amino acids. Gene Ontology annotation, cellular component: mitochondrial inner membrane. The record is from RefSeq and is a predicted model, not a curated record.
AUGCACCCUCCGUCUCCCCAACUCCUCCGCGCCUUGCGCACCUCAAUCUCCCCCAACUGCGGCGCCAGCGCAAUCUGCACCCAACUCGCAUCUCGCUCCAUCUCCCCUCUCGCUCGGAUUACUUCCUCCCCCCUCACGUUCAGCCGCUACAACAGCAACGAUGCUCGUCCGACCCGGAUGAUCCCUCGCGCUCACAGCGCAAAGCCCUCCAGCCGAGACCGCGGCCCGCCGUCCAAGGAAGACACCCAGACGGACUUUGGUGCACUCAACGUGCUAGGCAAUAUCCCCGCCCCGACGACCGCUAUCGACGCUACUCUUGAUACGGGAUUUCAUCUGGAUAAUGGCGUCAAGAUCACCGGCGGGAACGGAGUGUUCCUUGUUGGCGGAGAAGCCUUUGUCUGGCGGCCGUGGCAGGGUGCUGAAGCAGGGAAGAACAGUAUGGUCAAUCAGAAAGGCCAGUUUGAGGUUCCGGAACAUGCGUGGGGAAUUUUGGAUCUCGUUUGGCCUCGUCCGGAUAUGUUGAUUAUUGGUAUGGGAGAGACUGUGUUUCCUCUGUCGCCGGAGACCAAGAGACAUAUCAAUUCUCUGGGAGUUCGGGUGGAAGUCUUGGACACGAGGAAUGCUGCUGCGCAGUUCAAUUUGCUGGCUACGGAGCGAGGUGUGUCGGAGAUUGCUGCUGCUAUGAUCCCGAUCGGUUGGAAGGGGAGGUAG